CCAGGCGCCAUUUUGCUGAGGGGAGGUGACAUUCUAAAGGCGGUGGGGUCUAUACCUGUGUCGGUAGUGGUGCUCAGACCGGCGACAGCCCUCAGUUACAAUGGGGAACGUUUUUGAGAAGCUGUUUAAAAGCCUCUUUGGGAAAAAAGAAAUGCGGAUUCUUAUGGUGGGCUUGGAUGCAGCUGGGAAGACCACCAUCUUGUAUAAACUGAAGCUGGGCGAGAUUGUGACAACCAUCCCCACGAUAGGUUUCAAUGUGGAGACGGUAGAAUAUAAAAACAUCAGCUUCACAGUCUGGGAUGUCGGUGGCCAAGACAAAAUCAGACCUUUGUGGCGACAUUAUUUCCAGAAUACCCAAGUGAAAUGUAAAGUUUGCCAUCGUAGCCAUUGUGUACAGCUCCGUGGUGUUACGUGCGGAUAAUGCCGCACAGCCACAGCCUCCAUCCGUCUCCGGAACUCUGCAUCCUGUGAAGCUGAAGCUGUGCAGGAAGCAGUAACUCCUCGUCUUCACCCGCCAAGCUCCCGCCAGCCACUCGGCUUGUCCCAGUUUCAGUGCUGCCCAUGGGUCCAGAUGGUGGGAGCCUGGUUCCGCCAGAUGAGUUGCCGUCAGCUCUCGUGGCGAGGCUGUGCCGUCGGGAGUUACAUGUUGGUGGCUUCCUGAAUGUUGUUCCUUCUGCGUGUCUUAGCUAAAAUCCUCAGCAAAGAAUUCCCUCAUCGAAUAUUUGUGCUAGAGAGGCAGAGAAAAUCCCUUCUUUUCUUUCCCUGUAUUGAUUUUCUUUUUUUUUUUUUUAAGAUUUUUAUUUAUUUAUUUGAGAAGUAGAAUUACAGUGAGAGGCAGAGACAGAGAGAGGUCUUCCACCCACUGGUUCACUCCCCAGAUGGCCACAGUGGCCAGAGCUGAGCUGAUCCGAAGCCAGGAACCUGGAGCUUCCUUCAGGUCUCCCAUGUGGGUACAGGGGCCCAAGGACUUGGGCCAUCUUCUACUGCUUUCUCAGGCCAUAGCAGAGAGCUGGGUCGGGAGAGGAGCAGCCAAGACUAGAACUAGCACCCAUUUGGGAUGCUGGUGCCAUAGGCGGAGGAUUAACCUACUAUGACACAGCGCUGGCCCACCCUAUAUUGAUUUUUCUCUACUUGAUACCCUCGCGACUUCCCUGGUGGUGCUUAGGUUUUUAUAUCUCUGUGUUUCUGUCCCAUUGUGGCUGAUUGUUUCAGUAGCCAGAGUGUCCGUUUGUCUUGGAUUGGUUCCUGCACCCUGGCUGGGCCACUGUGCUUUCUCACCGGUAGCAGGACAGGAACACGGGGGCCGUGGAACUCUGGGAGGGUUAGGCAGUCUCUUCUGUCUCUGUGUCUGCAUCUUACAGUGGAGGUGUGAGUACUGCCUGCAGCUCUAGCGUUACAGGAGAUCACUUUGUAAUACAAAUGCCUCAUUUCGUGUCUGCAAGGUAGUACGUAGGCAGGUAGCAGCCCAGCUUGUAUGAGAUUUUACCUCCCCAUCCUCUGGUGGGAUUCCGUACUUUCCCCUGUCGAGUUUUCCCACUCCGACACCGAGCUGGAGUGCCGUUUUGUCUUCAGUCUCCUGUUGUAACAAGCCCGUGUUGCCGUGAUGGCAGAGAGCUGGCUGUGUUCCAGGGCCGUGGGCCGGGUAAUUUGGACCCUGUGAAGUAGCAAACGGGAGCCCUUUGAAGAAUGCAUUUGCUGUGUGUGGCUGGACCACAUGGCGCAGCCACGAAUAGCCCUGGAUGCUGCCACUGUUUUAUCUGCCAACCCCCGAAAGGUCAGGCUGUCUUUUCAUUUGAAUUUUAUUCAUCAGUAUGUUGAGUGUGAGAACUUAAUGGAUGUUUUUAGCUCUCUAUUAAGACAUUUAAGUGUGUAGGUUUCACUUGUAUAGAUUGGAAUUUGACUGUUUAUGUGAUUUUUUUAAAAAUUAAUACAUUAAAUAGAAUGCAUUUAACAGUCCAUUAGUUCUCAAGUAUAGAUAUUUUUUUCUCCUUGACUGAAUGUUCAGUUAUUUUAAUUUGUUGAAUGGCAAUAUAAUCUGCGUAGUUUAAAAUUCAAAAAUUAGAUUGUCCCUAACCACUCAGUUCUUUUCCCAUAGAUGACCCUUCUCUUUUUUUCUUUUAAGUUGGGAUUGGGCGAUAAAGAUUAGUAUUUAAAUCUUUUUUUAAACUUAUGUGAAAGGCAGAGAGAGAGAGAUCAAUCUUCCAUCCACUAGUCACUCCCCAAUGCCUGCAAUGGCCGGGACUGGACCAGCCUGAAGCUAGGGGCCAGAAACUCCCGUCUGGUCUCCACGUGCGUGGCACGGACCAAGUAUGCGGGCCGUCAUCAGCUGCCUCCCAGGAUGCACAGUUAGCAGGAAGCUAGGCUGGGAGCUGACGGAAUCCCAGGCAUUCUGAUACGGAACGUGGCUGUUCCAAGUGGCGGCUUUAACCGGCUUAGCCACAACGCCCUCCCCUAGGGGACCACUUUGGUUUGUUGUGUGUCUGUCGCGUCCUUGUGGGGGUGCUGCUUCCCCUGGUCCGUGAACUUGUUGCUUAGUAGGGAAAUAGAGAGAAAAGCCCGAAAAAGUACAAAAGCUGAAGUGAAUUUAUGUGUAAUAAGGGACAAAAACUCCCCGUGCAGACGAGGGGCCCAGAGCUGGGAGUCCAUUGCCCCCGUGGGCUGGUCUCUGUUAAUGUUAUUUCUUUCUCCAUCCCGGCUUAUCUGUGACGGACUGGCCUUCACUUAGUGCACACAGUAGGGGUCAUGUUUGGGUUGGCUCUGCCACCUCUGUCCAUGAGUGAGGGAGGGGCGGGGUCUGUAAUUGGAUCCCCUGGAGGGGUAGAAUUUCCUGGAAUUCUCUCGGUCUACUGUCUUCUUCUAACCCUGCCUCAGAGGCCCCCUGUGCUUCCAUGUCCAAAUGCUGUACACGUAUACAAGCGACUGCAGGUGUGUGUGCACGUGUGUUCAUUUCCCCUUUAGAAACCAUUGCACGGGUGUUCGGGGGUAGGUUGGCCUUUUCCAGGUUCUUCUGGUUCAGGAGUGUUCGUCUGCUGCUCGGCUCUUAGGUGAGGGUCCUGUCGUGGGGCCUGGUGGCAGAGGGGUCCCAGGUCAGCCUCAGCCCGCUCCACUUGGCAGGGCUCGCCGUGCGUCUGUGUCAUCUGGCUGGCUUAUUCAUGAUCCAGGCUGGAACUGCUGACUGCACGUGAAACCUUUAGGGGAGUUUUGAACGUUUUGCAGUUUUUCAUUUCAUGGGUUGAACGGGCGUGACUGCCAGGGUAGGCUGUCGGGAGCCGCGGGGUUGGGCAGCUGGGGGCGGGGCUGGAAGCACAGGGAAGAGCAGGGGGUCAGCGCUGGCCCUCUCCGAGACCUGGGGAAGCCUCGGGUCAGAGCGUCCUUUCUGCGGUGUCCCCACAAGCUGGCUCCAGCAGGACACUGGUGCGUCCAGGACAGGAGCUCUGCCGGCCUCUUUGUUUUUCCCCCCAAGGAAACCUUUUAUUUAAGGAAUACAAACGCCAUGUGUAAGUACUUUAGGAAUAUAGUGAUUCUUCCCACCAC
Molecule: messenger RNA, 3534 nt
Organism: Lepus europaeus (European hare)
Lineage: Eukaryota; Metazoa; Chordata; Mammalia; Lagomorpha; Leporidae
Product: ADP-ribosylation factor 2
Exons: 4
Coding region: 101-421 (106 amino acids)
Biological process (GO): vesicle-mediated transport; intracellular protein transport
Cellular component (GO): cytoplasm; plasma membrane
Molecular function (GO): GTPase activity; GTP binding
Source: RefSeq, a predicted model, not a curated record